Molecule: messenger RNA, 4279 nt
Organism: Onychomys torridus (southern grasshopper mouse)
Lineage: Eukaryota; Metazoa; Chordata; Mammalia; Rodentia; Cricetidae
Product: protein transport protein Sec16B-like
Exons: 25
Coding region: 1-3243 (1080 amino acids)
Biological process (GO): autophagy; COPII vesicle coat assembly; Golgi organization
Cellular component (GO): endoplasmic reticulum exit site; ER to Golgi transport vesicle membrane
Source: RefSeq, a predicted model, not a curated record
AUGGAACCUUGGGUUCCCCAGUGGUCCUCUCAGCCACAAGGGAGGCCCAUGGGACCAUCAAAGGAUGCAAACCAAGGGCUUCGGAGUGGACAUUACAGACCCCAUCCUCACCCUCAGUACGGUGGAGAUAAGUACCACCAAUGGCAAGAUGCCCACAGGAGUUCAAAGCCGCAGCAGGACCCCAGGGCGCAGGACCCCAGGGCCGCCCACCAACAGUCCCACUAUGUACCCAGGCCUGGGGAAUGGUCUCAGCCUGUGUCCGGAGUGGACUACUUGGAAGGAUCUUAUCCUAAUCAGUUGUACUCAAGGUCAGGCUAUGAGGAUCUCUAUCACAGACACCACACUCCAACACCAAGGGAAGAGUAUGCUUAUGGGAAUUAUUACUACCGUGGACAUCCACAGCUGUUGCAAGAAGAAAGAGUGGCAAGGCAAGGGAGCCCUUAUAUCUGGAAUGAAGAUUAUGGAGAUCAAAAGUACUUCAACGAGCAUCAUCGUGAAAAGCACAAUAGUCCAUUUGGAACAAGUAGUGAGACCCAAUUCCAAUGUACCAGCAAGAACCCGUAUGAAGACAGCCUUGCUUCUAUCUCUGGACAGGAGCAACCUGGGGAGCUCUUUCCAGAGAGGGAGGCCCAGAAACAGAAGCCAUCACUGGUUGGCAGGUCCAACCUUCUCCAACAGCAUGAGUCUGGCCUCAGCUCCAGCAGCUAUGAACUCAGUCAGUACAUGACAGAUGUCCCCGAGCAGUAUGAACCUAUGGUAUCAGCAGCUUGGAGACCUGUUCAGGCUGAUGAUGCCUCUGCGACUGUUCCCAAGGCACCCACGAAGUUUUAUGUUCCCCACGUGUCUGUGAGUUUUGGGCCAGGAGGCCAGCUAGUAUGUGUAUCCCCCAACUCUCCUGCUGACGGACAAACGGCCCUUGUUGAAGUGCACAGCAUGGAGGUUAUACUUAAUGAUUCUGAGGAUCAAGAGGAGAUGAGAGGUUUCCCAGGACCCCUCAUCAGGGAGGACAUACACAAGGUGGACAUCAUGACAUUCUGCCAGCAGAAAGCAGCUCAGUGUCUCAAGUCUGAGGCACCAGGGAGCAGGGACUCAGCCCUACUCUGGCAACUACUGGUUCUCCUGUGUCGACAGAAUGGGUCCAUGGUGGGGUCUGACAUUGCUGAGCUGCUGAUGCAGGACUGCAGGAAGCUGGAGAAGUACAAGAGACAGCCCCCAGUGGCCAACCUCAUCAACCUGACUGAUGAGGACUGGCCAGUGCUGAACUCCGGGACUCGCAACCUGCUAACCGGGGAGAUUCCCCCCAGCGUGGAGACGCCAGCGCAGAUCGUGGAGAAAUUCACCAAGCUGCUCUACUAUGGAAGGAAGAAGGAGGCUUUGGAAUGGGCUAUGAAGAACCACUUGUGGGGCCAUGCCUUGUUCCUAGCCAGUAAGAUGGACCCAAGGACCUACAAUUGGGUCAUGAGUGGCUUCACCAGUACGCUGGCACUCAACGACCCUCUGCAGACCCUCUUCCAGCUCAUGUCGGGAAGGAUUCCACAAGCAGCCACGUGUUGUGGAGACAAGCUGUGGGGAGACUGGCGGCCCCACUUGGCUGUGAUCCUGUCAAAUCAGGCUGGGGACACAGAGCUGUACCAGCGAGCGAUUGUCAGCAUGGGGGAUACCCUGGCUGGAAAAGGGCUUGUGGAGGCGGCUCACUUCUGCUAUCUCAUGGCUCACGUGCCCUUUGGCCACUACACCGUGAAGACAGACCAUCUGGCCUUGCUGGGCAGUAACCACAGUCAGGAGUUUUUGAAGUUUGCUACAAUCGAGGCGAUCCAGAGGACAGAAAUCUUCGAGUACUGCCAGAUGCUGGGCCGCCCCAAAACCUUCAUCCCUUCUUUCCAGGUGUAUAAGCUCCUUUAUGCUUCCCGGCUGGCAGAUUAUGGCCUGGCAUCCCAGGCCUUGCAUUACUGUGAAGCCAUUGGUGAGGCUGUCCUGAGCCAGGGAGGGGGCAGUCAUCCUGUGCUAUUAGCGGAGCUCAUCAAGCUUGCAGAGAAACUGAAGCUGUCAGAUCCUCUGGUUUUAGAAAGACGCCAUGGGGACAGGGACCUGGAACCAGAUUGGCUUGUGCAGCUUCGGAGGCAGCACAAGGCACUGGAGCAAAAUAAAACAGGAGACCCUGGAGAUCCCGAUGCAGAAAUUUAUGGAACCAGAGGAACAACAGACACUCCCUACCAGGAUCUUUCAGGAUAUCAAAGCUACUCAGGAGACCCUGGGUAUCGCUCAACUCUGUGGCCAACACCUGAGCAGACAGGCCUGACCCAGCCCAUCCCACAGCAGCCUUUCCCUCUGCAGCGAGAUACCUACUCAGAGAGAGACGGUUCAAGGCACAUGGGGACCUCAGUGCCUCUUUACUUGGUUCCUGCAACCCACUUGCCAGUGACCAGUGGUGGUGGUGGUGGUGGUGGUGGCGGCGGCGGCGGCGGCAGCAGCAGCAGCAGCAGCAGCAGUAUGGCAGUAACAGGGCCUCCUGGAGGAAGAGUUGGGGAGGAAAUGAUGCAGAUACAUCCUUCCCUUGGAGAGACCACAGUGCCUCAAGAACCCCUGCAAGUUCCUGAUGAUCUAGAAGUGGUUUCCAGUCCUCAGGCACCACUGGUUCCCAGGGCUCGAAGGUUUUCUGAAGAUUCCACCGUUUCAGCCAAGGAAGAUGAGGGUGGGUCUUCAGAUGGGACGGACGAAUCAUCUCACCAAGAUGCUUUGCAGAGAGGAAAGCCAGCGGAUGGGAAAGAGAAUACAAAGAGCUCUGGAUUCGGCUGGUUCAGCUGGUUUCGAUCAAAGCCUGCCAACAGUGAGUCCCCCUCUGGAGACGAAGACUCCUCAGACAGCUCAGACUCAGAGGACUCUCCUAGCACAUCACCUUCUCACAAUACCGGCUUGGGCCUCUCACCAACACCUCCACUCACAUCUCCAUCUGUAUUGGAUGCCAGCACCUCCUCCAGAGGCAUAGGUGGGAGCAAUCUACUUGGGUCCUCAAACAGCAGUGGAACAGCUGAAGGCACUGAGAUUGGAGGCUUCUCUGAGCCACAGCCACAGGGUGUUUCUUCUGAGUUCUACUCCCAGCCAGGUGCUCUGCCUCCUCCACCCACCUUGCAAGGCGCUGUUCCUCUCUACAACCCAUCUCAGGUCCCUCAGCUUUCCACAGCUACUAGCCUGAACCGGGCAAACCGCCUAGCCCAGCGCCGCUACCCAACCCAGCCAUGCUGAGAGUGACCAUCUGUCCCAGGCUCAGGAGAGUGACCACCUACUCAUCCAGGGCUCAUGAGAAUGACCGUCUGUCCAAGUCUCAUGAGAGAGACCAUCUACCUAUCCCAGGCUCAUGGGAAUGACCACCUGCCCAUCCCGGGCUCAUCUCCGGGAGCCCAGCUUUUCUGCUGCUUUCCACUUCUUAGUACCCCACUCACCUCAUCAUAUUUAGACACUGCACAAGGGGUAGCUGGAGGUAAAGGGCAGGAUCUCCCUAGACACAGCUUAGUCUAGUCUUCAGCUUAGCCUUAGAGUGACAGGAAUUAUCUCAUCAGAUGGAGGAGCAGGGGAUAGUGUCCUCAGUAGAGGGUCAUGGCAGCAGCACUUGAGGUGGAAGCCGGAGAACCUCAGGAAAAUGAGGGCUCUGAGAAUCCCAUGGUGAGAACCUAAAGGACACCACUGGGCUGUGCAGCAGGGACUUGGAGCAACAUCCCAGAGUAGCUUCGACUUAGACUUGCUUAAAGACCGGUUUAUGGCUCUUGUUAGCAAAGUUUUUCAUUGAGUUUGAUUAUUGCUGCCCUUCAGUGAUUCCUUUUUCAAUGACAUUUCAGCAAUUUCCCUCCUGGUCCUGGUUUUGAGCACAUUUUCUGUGUGGUUCAGACUAAUUAUAUUUCUCUCACUUUCUUAGCUGGUCCUAUUUUUUCACAUUCUGACAUCUGGCUAUCAAGUUAGAUUGCUGUAGGCAUCAUAUUGUCAUGGUAACUACUGAACCUAAUGAUGCAGAUGGAUGGAACAUCAGUAUAAUAAAUAAUGGAAAACGUUUCCUAAAAACGUCAUCCUUUCCAUAAGAGGGGAGGAAUGAGUGUCUCAUAUUGCUAAUACCUGCCUUCCUACCUCAGGCCUUUGCAAAUUGAUGUUCUGAGGGUCACUGGGGCCCAACGGAGGAGGGAGAAAUCUUGGAAAUUUCCAUUUUUUUCCUUUCAAACCUCAAAUAGGAAUGAUUCUUGCUGUUUGUCAGAUUUGCUUAAAAUUGCUCUUCACAAAGAACAUUUUUUUA